Messenger RNA from Syzygium oleosum, 1950 nucleotides. RefSeq lists its product as uncharacterized. The coding region runs from base 148 to 1635 and encodes 495 amino acids. NCBI's taxonomy places the organism in Eukaryota, Viridiplantae, Streptophyta, Magnoliopsida, Myrtales, Myrtaceae. The record is from RefSeq and is a predicted model, not a curated record. The transcript is spliced from 6 exons.
CACCAACGCAACCACCCACCCACCCACCCACCCACCAAUGCCAGAUCCAUCUGGGUCCUCGCCCCCCCUUUCGACUCCCAUGGCUUCUGGGUGUGCUUCGAACUGAACUGGGGUGGGACGAGAGAGAGGGAGGGUGUGAUAGGGGCGAUGGGUUCGGCCGCCGGGGAGAUCGGGAGCGCGGUGGGCCACGCGAGGGAGUUCGCGAGAGGGGCGGCGGAGAUGUGCGUGGAGCUGGCCCGGGGAUGCCGGGACAUCGUGCGGCAGACCCUCGGCAACGACGACGACUCCUUCCUCGCCAGGUACUUGGGGAGGGGCUCGUACGUGGCGGGCAGGCUCCGGGGCCCGUGCGCGAGGGCGCUCGCGAGGCUGGGCCGCCUGAACGAGUACCUGCCCGAGGACAAGGACCCGGCGCACGUCUGGUCGGUCGUGCUGUUCGUCGCCGUCGUCGCCGUCGCAGCUCUGAGUGUAUAUAUUGAACCUAAAGCUUCUGUGCCUCUGGCGAAGAAAGUAUUGAUACAUCCUCCAAGUGCUAGCCGCAUAUUGCUUCCAGAUGGCAGAUACAUGGCCUAUAAAGAGCAUGGUAUUCCACCUGACAAAGCUAGGUUUUCAAUAGUAUUUCCACACCCGUUUCUCUCCUCUCGACUCACAGGUAUACCGGGACUUAAGUCUUCAUUACUGGAGGAGUUUGGCAUUCGAUUAAUAACGUAUGAUCUGCCUGGUUCUGGUGAGAGUGAUCCUCAUCCCCAUAGAAACCUUGAAUCAUCAGCAAGGGAUAUUUCUCUUUUAGCAAACGCCUUAGGAGUCAAUGACAAGUUCUGGGUGUUGGGAUAUUCCAGUGCAAGCAUGCAUGCGUGGGCUUCACUGAGGUACAUUCCCGACAGAAUUGCAGGAGCUGCCAUGUUUGCCCCCAUGGUCAAUCCGUAUGACCCUCUAAUGACCAGGGAGGAGAGAUAUAGAACCUGGAACCAGUGGACACGUAGAAGAAAAUUCCUUUUCUUUUUAGCAAGAAGAUUACCUAGAUUUCUUUCUUAUUUUUAUCAUCGGAGCUUUUUGUCCGGAAGGCAUGGUCAGAUUGAUAAGUGGCUGUCAUUAUCACUUGGAAAUAGGGACAGAGCAUUGAUAGAAGAUCCAUUAUAUGAGGAGUUCUGGCAAAGGGAUGUCGAAGAAUCAAUUAGGCAGGGGCAUGCAAAACCUUUUGUGGAAGAAGCUGCAUUACAGGUGUCAAACUGGGGUUUUAGCUUGGCAGAUCUCAAGUUACAGAAGAAAUGUCGAGGUAAAGGUGUUUUGAAUUGGCUUAAAUGGCUGAUUUCUCUACUCAGCAAAAAAGAGGAGGAAUACACAGGCUACCUUGGGCCAAUACAUAUAUGGCAGGGAAUGGAUGAUAAAGUGGUUCCACCAGCAAUGACUGAUUUUGUGCACCGCGUCCUGCCAGGUGCUGCAGUUCAUAAGCUCCCAUAUCAGGGUCAUUUUACCUAUUUAUACUUUUGUGAUGAAUGCCACAGACAGAUAUUCACUACACUUUUUGGAACCCCACAAGGCCCGCUUUCUAAUAAUACUGAAGCUGAUCUAAAUCAGGCGGAUGACAAGAUGGUACAGCAGGAAGACAUUAUUCAUGUUGACGUCACCACCGAGUGAUUGACGAUCAUCUUACUAUACAAGGGAGAAUUACCAUGUACAUAUAUGGUAUACGGGGUUUUCUUGGAAAGGUGAAAUUGCGGAUUUCAUGUCCUUUGACUCGUCUUAGGCUGUCAUAGGAAAGCGCUGUUGCUAAGUUCAGAUAGAGAUGUUGAUAGAUCAAAAUUAAUUCUCUUGUUCUUGUUCUUGUUCUUGAAGUUGGCCGAGGAGUUCAAGUUCCUCCGAUUUGAACUGCUGAUGUAGUAUUUACUUUCGUGCAAAAUCUGAUGUACUAUUUAUUCAUAUUAUCUUCACUUCCUCGAUUUCUCUGGACCA